ACGUAAUAACCAUCAAGAAAACAAUAUUGCUCGUCGUAAGACUCGCUUAGUUUAAAUUUAGUCAGUAAAAAACUCGGAUGUAACUUCGGUAUAGUGUCGAAUAACAACAGUGAUUGAAAAUUUCUACACAAUGGAAGUGAUCAAAGAUGUGAAAAAAUUGAUAAAUCAAGCGCUUGGAAAAGAGAAUAUGUUCGGAUUCAAGACAACAUUAGCUAAUCAGAUGUAUUUACUAUUCUGCCUCAUCGGUAAUGUAUAUUUCACUGAAAAAAUACAUCGAAAAACGAAACUGGUAUGGUUCUGCUGCGCUAACGGAGUAUUGCUAUUUGUUGGCUUUUCAUUCAUAUUUUGCCUAAUAUUUGCUAAACCAAUGGAAGAUAUUUUAUUACUGGUUUAUAUGGUGUACGAGGUCACAUACACUUCGAUGGAAGUAAUUGUGAAGCCUGCAAUCGCAAUAUUUUGGUACAGAGAUGAAAUAGAGCAAAUGAUUUCCAUGGCUGAUAAAAUACUUUUGAAGCAACAAUUAACCAAAGGAAGUUAUGAAAAUGACCUCGAUGUAAAUAAAAUAAUGAAGUAUAGUUCUGUUGUACUCGUAAUGUCAAUUUUACUGUAUAAUACGAUUACUUUAACAGAUCUGAUUUUAUUUUAUGAAGAAGAAAAGGUCAAAAAUUAUAUGUAUUACGUAACACCGCUUCCUGGACUCACAAAGUUCGGAUCUAUGACCCUUUACAUGGCAUAUACAGUUUUAUUUAGCAGUUUUUCAUUUGGUGGCUUCAUUCUUAUCAUAUUGCAUCGAGUUUUUGCGAUACCUUGGGCAGUAAUAUGCCACAAUGAGACACAACGUAUAAUUAAGGAGUUGAACUCGGUGAGUGAAGAUGUUGACAUAAAUAUCGACACUUUCAAACGUAUAGAACCGAAAUUCAGAUACGUGAUGAGAAAAUGCAUUCGCGAUAUAAACGAUCUCAACAGGUUUGUUACAAGUUUCAGAGGAUUUUUUGAAACCAUAGCAAGUUUUGUUCUGCCUAUCACACUAUAUGUAUCAGUUACUCAUGUUUUGAUGGCUAUAUCGCCAGGUUUAUCCUUCGUUAUCAGAAUGAGAGAACUUUUUCCUUUCUUCUACUCGAUUAUAGAAGUCUACUUAAUAUGUUGGGUUGGAGCUACAUUGAAACAAACUGUAUCAGAUUUGUCUUUUGCUGUAUACUCUACACCAUGGUAUUGGUUGAAAAGCAUUCGCAAAGAUGUUUAUAUACUUCUAUGCCAAACACAAGCUGAAAUCAAUCUGCGAGCUUUGAGCGUUUAUCCGCUCACAUUGUCAACAUUUUUGCGGUUCUGCAACGUUAUCAAUUCUACAGUAAAUGUUUUUCGUGCAUAUACAAAUUAGUUAAAAUAAGCUCUUUUUUUUAAGGGGACCCAAAUCCCGACCUCCUGGUUUAUUAGAACUCACAUUUUUUCCCCCAUCAUCAUCAACUUUUUUUUACUUUUACUAGCGAUUGCUAAGUGUCUAAAGUUAUUUUUAAAUUUAUAAUAGAUAUUAGGUCAUAAUAUAUUUUAUAUAGUUUUAAUCAUCAAAUUUGCAGUGCAUCCACAAGCUGUCUUGCUUCAGUAUUAGGUGGUCUGGCAGUCUCUAGUGGCAUCGUAUUGCAAAUUUACAAACUUCUUCUACAUGAUCAUGCUAGGUGUCUUGAGAUCCCAAUGGAUUUGAUCAUUGUAAACAUACAAGGGUGUACAGGUGACUUUAUGCAGCCAUUUGUUCUGACAUACAGGGUGCCCAGAAAUAUCGAGCACCCCUAAGAAAGUUUUUCAUUAAAAAUAUAGGUUGGCAACGUGAAAUAGAUGCAUAUGAUUGGUGGAAUGUUAUCUCUCCAGUCCAACAACUAAUCAUGCGCUAUCAUUAUUAUCAUUCACUGUGACCAACCAAAGUAUUUUGGUAGAAAACUUUUUUAGGGGUGCUCGAUAUUUCUGGGCACCCUGUAUGUAUAUUUUUUCAAUGAUACUUUUUUUUAGCUGUUCAUGUUUCCUAGAAUAAGAGUGCUCCGCAGGUCCAAAUUAAUUUAACGAUUGUUUUAUAAAUCAACAGCUUUUUCUGAAGCGACGUUUUCUUACUCAGUAGCUAUUGCAUAUUACACAGCUUUAGGUUGACUUCAUCUCAUUUCUUUUCGAUACAUGGGUUCUCCAUACCUACACAAGAUUUCUUACAUGGUAGUUUAUAAAUUCAUAUGCACAAGAAGUUCUAAUAACUAACAGAUAAGGCUAUCUUAAUUUAUACCUAUUUUUUUAAAAUACAUAAUAUACCUAAUUAUUAUAUGCAUGUACCUACUUAUUUGUUAAUGUACGCUGUAGGGACCUUAUCUGCUGUAACCACUUACUCAUAUAACAGACUUUUUGAAGGUACCUAUCACUGGUUUUUGAAAAUCUAGUAAAUUAUUUAUAACCAAGUACAAGUACCUACUACGUUGCGUCGAUAUUUUUAUAUGAUGAAUGGUAAAUUUCUAGUUAGUUUUCAGAGGUUUUUAAUUUUGCUGCUUUUAUUUCAAAAUUGUUCUACAAUGCCACAGUGUACUCGUUUAUUUUCUGUAUUAAUCGUUCUAAUACCCCUUGUUUGAACAUUCGUGUAGUUUCAUCUUUAAUUUAUAAUUAAGUACCUAAACCUAUACAUAAUUGUGUACCAUUUCAAGUGUAACUGUUACUUAAUUAUUUUUCACGAAUAAACAAGUUGUGCACGUUC
Messenger RNA from Planococcus citri (citrus mealybug), 2722 nucleotides. RefSeq lists its product as uncharacterized. Gene Ontology annotation, biological process: sensory perception of smell; detection of chemical stimulus involved in sensory perception of smell. Gene Ontology annotation, molecular function: olfactory receptor activity; odorant binding. The record is from RefSeq and is a predicted model, not a curated record. The transcript is spliced from 4 exons. Gene Ontology annotation, cellular component: plasma membrane. Bases 131 to 1378 code for a protein of 415 amino acids. NCBI's taxonomy places the organism in Eukaryota, Metazoa, Arthropoda, Insecta, Hemiptera, Pseudococcidae.